CUACCACAGCGUGUGUAUAUGUCAUUACUUCUUUAAUCAUUCUUUCACAACAACCAAUUCCAUAGAAGAAAGAGUAAUAUGCUUUCUUCGCGUUGUCUUGUGUUUUUACUUCUUCCUCUUUUUUUCACACUAAACUCUGAAGCCAACGACCAACUAAUUUUCCGCAACCACAAAUGUAACAAUGAUCUCGGAAACUUCACCGGCGAUAGUGCCUACCCAAACAACCGUGCCAUCGUUCUACAAAAUAUAUAUUCCGACAGAGAAAUUGACUACGGGUUCUACAAUUUCUCAUACGGCAAAGAUCCCGACAUAGUAAACGCAAUCGGAUUCUGCAGAGGAGACGUUAAUCCAAAUGACUGUCGUGACUGCUUGAAAUCCUCUGCAGUACUUCUCACAGAACGGUGUCCAGUACAGAAAGAGGCAAUUGGUUACUACGACUUGUGCACCUUGCGCUAUUCUAACGCUUCAAUUUUCGGUGUCAUGAAUAGUAAUGGUUAUGUUUACAAUAGCCAAAAUAAGACAGUGGUGGAUGAUGCAUUUAAUCAAACACUUAGUGGCUUGUUGGAUGAACUUAAAAGCGCAGCGGCAGAAGGUGAUUGGCGGAAGAAGUUUGGUGAAAAGAGUGUUAAAGUAAAUGAACUGAAUACUAAGAAUGAGACUAUAUAUGGGUUGGUUCAGUGUACACCAGAUUUGACAAAACAAAAUUGUACUAAAUGUUUGGAUUUGGCUUUUGGUGAUCUUUCAUAUUGGUGUAAAGAAAUGAAAGAUGGUUUGUAUCUUGGACCGAGUUGUUCGGCUAGAUAUGAUAUAUUUCAGUUUUAUAAGUCCAUAGUUAACAAUACAGAGUCACCAGCACCACAACCUUCUUCCCAAGCAAUUUCUCCUAAACCUUCCUCAAUUAUCUCUGUCACCAAGAAUUCUACUGCCACUACUACUACCACUACCACUAAAGGAAAGAAGAGGAAAUUAAGAACGGCCAUCGCUAUCGUUUUAGCAUGUGUUGUAGCUGGCAUACUAGUUGUUGGUGGAUGUAUUUAUUGUGAAAGGAGAAAGCCAAAACCCGAAUAUACUGCUGAAAUUGAAGUCCAAGAGACAUAUGAAGAUGAAGAUGAAGAUGAAGUUAGAGCUGGUAAUGAUCUUAAAGUUGGUGAUUUGUUGCAAUUUGACUUUGAAACCAUCAAAUUAGCUACAAGCAACUUUUCUGAUGAAAAUGCGCUUGGUCAAGGGGGAUUUGGAACUGUUUAUAAGGGUACACUCGAUGGACUUGAUGUUGCUAUCAAAAGAUUGGCUAACAAUUCUAAGCAAGGAGAAACAGAAUUCAAGAAUGAAGUAUUACUUACGGGGAAGCUUCAACAUCGAAAUUUAGUUAAACUACUAGGUUUUUGUUUACAUAGAGGAGAAAGAUUGCUAAUAUACGAGUUUGUCCCCAAUAAAAGUCUCGACUAUAUCAUAUUUGAUCCAAUUAAACGUGCAAAUUUAAAUUGGGAAAGACGCUUCAAAAUCAUUAAAGAUAUUGCUCGUGGUCUUCUUUAUCUUCACGAAGAUUCUCGACUACAAAUUGUUCACCGUGAUCUCAAAACAAGUAAUAUUCUACUUGAUAAUGAAAUGAAUCCAAAAAUUACAGAUUUUGGCAUUGCAAAGUUGUUUGCCCCCAAUCAAACUCAUGGCAUGACAAGUACAGUUAUUGGAACUUAUGGAUAUAUGGCUCCGGAGUAUAUCAAACAUGGAGAAUUCUCAAUCAAAUCAGAUGUAUUCAGCUUUGGUGUAAUUAUAUUGGAAAUUGUCUGCGGUCGGAGAAACAUUAAGUUUCGUGAUGGGGAGAAUAUAAAAGAUCUAUUAGACAAUGCAUGGGAAAAUUGGAAGACAGGGACAAGUUUAGAUAUUGUAGAUCCAAUGUUAGACCAAAGUUUUAAUAAGAAUGAAAAGAUGAGAUGCAUUCAUGUUGGAUUACUGUGUGUUCAAGAAGAUGUAGAUGUGAGACCAACUAUGAGUUCUGUUUUACUAAUGCUUAGUAGCACAUCUUUCCCACUUCCAGAACCUUCAGAACCUCCAUUUUUAAUGCAACCCAAAAGAGCAUUAUCUAUAUCAUUGAGUGACCAGUAUUCAGGUCCUACAAGGUCAAGUGAUUCAGGAUCAGGAAGUCAAUUUACUCAAGGAUCAACAACUAAGUCCUCAGUUACAGAUCAAUAAUACAUGGUGAUGAAUGAAGUGAUUGUGAAUUAUUUUUCAAAUUCUGUAACAUAAUGUGUUUACUGAUGUUUUGUUUACUUUAUUUUUUAUUUGGUGUUUGUUUUAUUUGCUUUGUAUUUAUAAUAAGACUCCAGUUACUUACAGAUCUAUAUCCCUUUGCUA
Molecule: messenger RNA, 2352 nt
Organism: Vicia villosa (hairy vetch)
Lineage: Eukaryota; Viridiplantae; Streptophyta; Magnoliopsida; Fabales; Fabaceae
Product: cysteine-rich receptor-like protein kinase 10
Exons: 7
Coding region: 79-2190 (703 amino acids)
Biological process (GO): protein phosphorylation
Molecular function (GO): ATP binding; protein kinase activity
Source: RefSeq, a predicted model, not a curated record